UGGCUAUUUGUAUUCGGAUCUGAUCUAAUCACAAGCGUAUACAUGUGUUAUGCGUACUAACUUCGACCUUUUUUUUUUGGAUGCACGGGUGUACAUGUGUAUACCCAUGUCCUUUGUUGGGUACCGUCCGCCCCUGGUUGAUGUCAAAAUGCUGUAAGGAAUCCUAGAAUUAAUCAAUUUGCCACUGCUCUUGGCUGGGGCACUAAAGCCACGGGAUUCUGGCACUGUUUACGACGAUCAUUUGUUUUUUCCAUUAUAAUAUUCUUUUUUCACUAGUGAUCCGUUGUCUCCCCACUAGAGCAACCCUCAUUUCGGAAAUUAUUAUACUUGGUGACUUGAAGUAAGAUCAAUUUCUGUUCGAUCCUCAAAUCAAGAUAUGUUACUAGAAGAGUUGAUGGUAUCUAAAUCUUCAGGCAAGAUGGCAUACCAUCGUGGAUUUACAAACCAUGUUAUUCAGGUCAUGUGGCAAAACAGCCUCUACAAGUUUUACUGGUUCUACCAAACAUGAGCUGAGCUUGCAUGGGAAUGUUAAGCCGUUGCAAUUAGCAGCAAAUGGAUCCUCUCGUUUGGCUUACAGAAGCCUAGUACUUAAAAAUCAGUGGAAUCUUUCUGCUAGCUCUUCCUCUGCAAAUGCAGUUACCACCUUUGAUGAUGAUGAAGUUGUACCUUCCAGUGUUAGUGAUGAAAAAAUUGGAGUACUGUUAUUAAAUCUUGGUGGUCCAGAGACCCUCGACGAUGUUCAACCAUUUUUGUUCAACCUAUUUGCUGAUCCAGAUAUCAUUCGACUCCCUAGACUCUUCAGGUUUCUUCAAAGACCACUGGCUAAACUUAUUUCUACUUUUAGAGCUCCUAAGAGUAAAGAAGGGUAUGCUUCAAUCGGUGGUGGGUCUCCGUUAAGGAAAAUUACUGAUGAACAGGCAAAUGCUUUGAAGAUUGCUCUGGAAAAGAAAAACUUGAACGCAAAUAUAUAUGUUGGGAUGCGGUAUUGGUACCCUUUCACAGAAGAAGCCAUUGAUCAAAUUAAGAAGGAUAAGAUUACCAAGCUCGUUGUUCUUCCACUUUACCCUCAGUACUCCAUAUCAACGAGUGGGUCAAGCAUUCGUGUUCUCCAAGACAUUGUCAAGGAAGAUUCAUAUUUUUCUGGUUUGCCAAUUUCCAUUAUUGAAUCAUGGUACCAACGAGAUGGCUAUGUGAAAUCAAUGGCUGACCUAAUUGAAAAAGAACUAUCUGCCUUUUCCAAUCCUGAAGAGGUUAUGAUAUUCUUCAGUGCACAUGGUGUGCCACUUACCUAUGUUGAGGAUGCUGGAGAUCCUUACAGAGAUCAGAUGGAGGAUUGUAUUGCUUUGAUCAUGGGGGAGUUGAGAUCAAGAGGAAUCUUAAAUAGUUACACUUUGGCAUACCAGAGUCGGGUGGGGCCAGUUCAAUGGCUGAAGCCAUAUACUGAUGAAGUUUUAGUAGAACUUGGUCAAAAGGGUGUGAAGAGCCUCCUGGCUGUUCCAGUAAGCUUUGUGAGCGAGCACAUUGAGACAUUGGAAGAAAUCGACAUGGAGUACAAGGAGUUGGCUCUAGAAUCAGGCAUUAAGAACUGGGGUCGGGUUCCUGCUCUUGGAUGUACUUCAACAUUCAUCUCCGACCUUGCAGAUGCUGUAGUCGAAGCCCUGCCCUCUGCUUCAGCACUAGCAACCAGAAAGCCUGGAGACACUGAUUCCAGCAUGGACCUGAUGCAUUACCUGACCAAGAUGUUCUUUGGCUCGAUCUUGGCAUUUGUCCUGCUGUUAUCACCAAGACUAGUUUCAGCUUUCCGGAACACCAUGCUUUAGGUUGGCUAGGUAAGCAGAAAUGGUGUGACAGAUAGUUUUCCAAAGCACUAGAUUUGAGAUUGAUAAUGGAAUAACUGCAAGGAAUUUGGUGAUCGUAACUAGUGAUCGUAUAGGCCACAAGAUAGUAGCUGCAAUUUGCAGUUCGUGAUAUGGUUUAGAGGCAACAUUGAUCUGAUGAAGCUAUGAAAGCACGGAACAUUACAGCUCAAAGAUCUUUUGUGUCUUGUAUAAUUUUGUUUGGCACACCCGUAAUACGGGAGGUUGUUACAGGUAGCUGCUGUCUUCCUUAGUAAUACUGGAGGCUAUUGCUACAAUUGCUUUAUGCUUGCCAAGGUGACUGCAUUACUCCUAUGCAUAGGUGAUGUAAUACUGAUUAUUCCCUUCAUCCCUCCAUCCUAGAAGUUUUUGUGACGAUUUAAGCGAGAUGAGAAAUGAUGCAUGUUAGCAUGUACCAUUUGCUAAA
Molecule: messenger RNA, 2283 nt
Organism: Sorghum bicolor (sorghum)
Lineage: Eukaryota; Viridiplantae; Streptophyta; Magnoliopsida; Poales; Poaceae
Product: ferrochelatase-1, chloroplastic
Exons: 9
Coding region: 447-1820 (457 amino acids)
Biological process (GO): heme biosynthetic process
Molecular function (GO): protoporphyrin ferrochelatase activity
Source: RefSeq, a predicted model, not a curated record